Messenger RNA from Aspergillus tubingensis, 897 nucleotides. Its product is annotated as FAD dependent oxidoreductase family protein. The record is from RefSeq and is a predicted model, not a curated record. NCBI's taxonomy places the organism in Eukaryota, Fungi, Ascomycota, Eurotiomycetes, Eurotiales, Aspergillaceae. Bases 1 to 897 code for a protein of 298 amino acids. The transcript is spliced from 3 exons.
AUGCGAUUCUGGUCCUGGCUUCGGGGUGAGCCCAGAUGCGAAUACUACUACAAAAAACGUCUUGAGGAGAUUCAAUACCAUAUUGGCUAUGACACCCCAAGAGACCAAAUAAAGAAAUGGAUAAACGAGUACAAUGAAGAGGAAACACUGGGGUUUGCCAUUCUACAGCGCCAGCGUCGUCUAGAGAAUGAGAAACAGAUGGCGGGGGCGCGACAAGAGCAACAGCAAUUCCGGCGACGACGGUGCAAGCAGUGCCAGUAUCAGAAGGAGAUGUGCAGUGCCUGCCAUGAAGCGAUGCAGACAGCAGAUGUCCCGCCGCCCUACUUGAGCCGAUGCCCAGAGGAUCUCGAACUAAAUCUGGCCAAGCUGCGCGAAGAGCUUUGGAAGAGUAGGGCUCGCUUGGAGGCAAUAAGCCAAAAGCUCACGGAUAGUAGGAGUUGGUGGGCCUUAUAUGCUAUGGUUCCACGCUGGCGUCGAAACGACGCUGGCCGGACGUUCAAGUGGGUUGAAGGCCGGAUGAGUUGUGCUGAUCGGGGAGGUUGCUGUGGCCGUACCUGUGGAUGCUGCGAGGAGGUUCUGUUGGAAUAUCAACGGCCAAAGUGGAGGGACUCGGGAAAGAUAGUUAUUAUGGCUGAGGCGGUAGAUGCCGACGCCACACUUUCGUUUUGGCAGAAGCUAGACCCCAGCCACGCUAGGUGGCUGUUCCUCGCGUUCAUCGUGGUCGUGAUUUGCCACGUCGUUUCCGGUGCGGUGAGGCUCUAUUUAGAGCUAUUGAUCAAGCGCCACCACAUCGAGAAGCUAAGUGCAAUGGCCCCAUCACGGUGGCGUGACGUGGAAAUGGGACGUUUUAAGUCUUUAGAUAUCGCCUUGACGAAUACGACACGACGAGUUUUAUAG